AUGGAGGAACAGUUCAAGAAGGAACGUAGCUCUCUAGAGGAACAGAAGAGCCUUUUACGAGAGGAACUGGACAGUCUGCGAGAGGAGCUCGCAGCCAAACUCAACAUGGCCAACAGUGAGGUGAAUCGACUCCAGGAGCUGAUGAAGCAGGGAGAGCAGGGACUAAGUUCUGCCGAGGGACACAUCUCCAAUCUGAAGGAUGCCCAGAAGAAGCUUCUAGAAGAGCUGGACGCCACGCGAGCAAGACUCAGAGAGACUAGCAACCUCUUAACAGCCCUUCAGGGAGAGAUGGAGUCUCAGAAACAACAACAUGAUGCCAAACUCAUUGCUACCAAAGAGGAAGAGAAGCUCAAAAUGGAUAAGAUGGCCCUGGAGCUCGAGCUGAAGUGGACCGAGGCGCUCAGGCAAGAGUGUAAGAAACUGCGUGAGGAGCUGCGUGAAGAGCAUGAGGAGAAUAAAAGGUCAGCGCUCACGCAGCUGGCACAGAAUAAAGAUCAGGAGAUGUGCUCUGCCAGAGAGAGCUGGCAGAGGAAGGUGGAGGACCUUCUAGAGCAGAUUUCCUUGCUGAAACAGAGCCUGGAGAUGCAGCUUUCCCAAUCCCAGCAUUCCCUGCAGCAGCUGCAGGCACAGUUCAGUCAGGAGCGAGAGCACCUGGGACAGCAGCUGCAGGAAAUGGAGCUGGAGCAUCAGCGCAGGGAGCAGCGGCUGCAGGAAGCCCACUGCUGCGCUAUACAGGACAUGCAGGAAGCCCGCCAGCACGACCUCAAGGAGCUUGAGGAGCGUCUACGGCAGCAGCACCACAUGGAGCUUCAGGCUCUGCGAGAGGCUCACAGGCAGAACAUCGAGACUCUGAAACAGCAGUCAGAGCAAGAGCUGCAGACCCUCCGCUUCGAACUGGAGGAUGAGGGCAAGGCCAUGCUGGCAUCCCUGCGUUCAGAGCUGAACCAUCUUCACGCAUCAGCCAUUGAACAUAUGCGUCAAACCCAUCAACAGGAAACAGCGGCUGCCAAACAGGAAAUGGAGAACGCUCUGGAGCAGAGCAGAGUAAAGGAACGUGAGCUUCUGAGUCGCAUCUCAGAUCUGCAGGAGGAGGUCAGUCGCAGGAAGAAGCACAUUGCCAAUCUGGACCACGAGAUUCACACCCUGAACGAGAACAUCAGCACUUUGACCAAGGAGCUGGAACUCAAGGGCAAAGAGGUUUUGAAGAUCCGUAGCGAGGCCAAUCAGCAGAUCAGAGCUCAUGAGCAGGACCUGUUUAAGAAACACGAGCGUGAGAUGGCCGAGCUGAAUGCUCUCCACCACAGAGAAGCACAAAACAUGCUGUCAGACUUCAACAAGGCCCAGGAACUGCUGAAGGACAAGAUCUCCGCCCUGCAGAUCCUGUUGGAGGGAACAGAAGACAAAUUCCGGAACAGAGAGAGCAGGCCUGAAGAUCUGCAGACAAUAGCCGAACUGAAGGAUAUGGUGACCGAGAGAGAAUCUUUGGUCAAGAAACUGGUGGAUGACAAAAAGUUUUACCAGCUGGAGCUUGUCAACAGAGAGACCAACUUCAACAAAAUAUUCAAUACAAAUCCUAAUGUUGGUGUCAUUAACCCUCUUGUCAAGCAAAAGCGAAAGAACGACAAAUCAGCCACCCGAUUCAGCAGCUCGGCCAAUCUUAGGGCCAAUGUGGAGGCUUCCGGGACAGGGAGCGGCCAGCCCCAGCCCAACCGCCUCGAACCCAUCCCCAACUCCCCCAUUCACCAGCUGGAGCCUAACACGAGCAAACCCCUGCCCCCACCAGCCCCUCUCACCGAACCCAAGAAAUUGACGAGCCCUCCUGAAGGAGAAGAAUCACCCGUCACCUCUCCAGACCCCCAGAGACAAGAGUGGUUCGCUCAGUAUUUCUCCUUCUGACUUUUGCGAUUAAAGAGCAUGUCGACCAAACCAGACAAAAAAGUGAUAUAUUAUUUACCCGACACAUCCUUUCAUUUGUUCUUUUUUUCUCCCCACUGUGAAUGGGUUUGUUGUUUUCACAGUGAUGAUAGGUAUGUUUGACGUUUCAUUUACUGCCGUUUCUAUAGAGUGAUGCAUACGCUGCUAAUUACUAUUUGUUAAAAGAGAAAAAAAACAACAGUAUUGUCUCCUCUGUAUCUAAUUUUAGAAUGCCACCGUAAUGACUUUGUUACAACUGCAUUAU
Sinocyclocheilus grahami is the source of this 2179-nucleotide messenger RNA. RefSeq names its product protein FAM184A-like. The record is from RefSeq and is a predicted model, not a curated record. Bases 1 to 1896 code for a protein of 631 amino acids. Lineage: Eukaryota; Metazoa; Chordata; Actinopteri; Cypriniformes; Cyprinidae. The transcript is spliced from 13 exons.